AAAGCGUAGCAGUUUAGAAGCGGAUCGAGUGCCGGAAAUCGAGCUGCGCCGGUGGAGAAAUCGCUUCCAUCUUAACGAGGGCGGUGGAAAGCGGUUACCUUUGGUCGGAAGCUUCUCCUCCUCCUCCUCCUCCUCCUUCUGGCGAUGGCAAUCUGAGAACCGUAGCUCUCUUUUUAUCGUUGGACUUGUGUGUUGGUGUCGUCGUUGGAGAAGCCCUCGCAUGGCGUCGGAGGCGUACUCACUGGUCCUCGGAUGCGGCUGGAUCCGCGCGACGCCCCGAUCCCCUCGCUUUGCUUUAUUUUUGCCUUCCCGGCCGCUCGCGGUCUCCUGCAAGAUGCGGCAGAAGCAUUUCAGUUCCCAGCAAAAGAGACAGCAAAUUAAAAGAGUCUCUAGGGAGCAGUUGGGACCAAAUAUUAAUUCCGAAUCCCACAACAAUGACAACGGCCUUUCUCAAAAAGCUAGUUCUGAUGGUUUAUCAAAUCAAGGUCAGGAAUCUGUUUUAAGCAAUGAUGCCGACUCUGAGCAUGAUAGGAAGGAUAUGGCAGAAGCAUCUGUUGAAGAGACAAAAAGUGAGAUGGAGGAUGAAAUUAUACAGGAACAUCAAAGAAUUCCUCUUGAGGACUUGAAAUCUAUGAUCAGAAAUGUUGAGAAAAAUGUUUCCUCACUUAAUCAAGCUGAAGUUGGUGCACUUCAAGAACUUGAUAAAAUUCUUUCAGACAAAGAGGCUUUGCAAGCCGAAAUAAACAUAAAAGAGAUGAAAUUGGCAGAAACAGAUGCACAGAUUAAAGUUGCUGCUCAAGAGAAGAUAAAUGUGGAACCCCUUGAAGAUCAACUCGAAAAGCUUAAGGAAAUAGCGCCUUUAGGGAAUGGUAUCAUGGAAGGAAAUCAUAGUUCUUUUAGUGGUGAAUUUCCUAUUGUUUUGGAACUUAAUGCCUUAAGAAAAGAGUAUUCAGUGGUAAAGGAUGAUAUACAGACUCUUAAGUUGAAACUUAAUGAUGUUAUUGAAACAGAGGAGCGUGUAUCACUGCUAGAGAAAGAAUGUUGUCUGUUGGAUACUUCCCUGGCAGAGUUGCAGUCCCAGUUUACAAAUGCUCUAGUUGAUGUUGAUAAACUUUCUUCUCUACCAUCCUAUUACACAGCAUUGUCAGAGAAGGUAAAAAAAUUGCUAGGAUCAGUUGAUAGCUCUAACAAAGAGGAUCAGGCUUCGUUAGAUUUUUCUGAAUUUGCUAAGCUUCAGCAGAAGGUUGAUAAGUUAGAAGCUUCAAUAAGCAAAGCAAAUAUGACAGAACUUCCAUAUGAAAAAUUUCGUCUUUAUGAGGAGAUUUUGCAGAAAAAAAUUGAAAGUUUUGAGAAGCACUUGCAAGUUUCUGAUCAAGAAAUACAUUCUCAAAUUCAACUGUUUCAAGAAUCAGUUAGAGAAUUUCAGGAUACAUUGGAUAAGCUCCAAGAGGAUAGUAAGAAAAGAUCACAAGAACAGAUUUUGGAAAAUUUACCUUGGGAGUUUUGGAGCCGUUUGCUGCUUCUAAUUGAUGGUUGGUUGCUUGAGAAGAAGAUAUCAACCAAUGAUGCCAAUUCACUGCGAGAUAUGGCAUGGAAGAAAGAUUCUCGAAUUUGUGAUGCGUAUUUGGCCUGCGAGAAUAAGGGUGAGCAUGAAAGGUUGGCUACCUUCCUGAAGUUGACAUACACGAGUACAAGGCCAGGAUUGCACAUUAUCCAUAUCGCUGCAGAAAUGGCACCAGUUGCAAAGGUUGGUGGUUUAGGGGAUGUUAUCACUGGUCUUGGUAAAGCAUUGCAGAGGAAGGGACACCUAGUGGAAAUUGUCCUUCCAAAAUAUGAUUGUAUACAGUAUGAUCUUAUUGCUGAUCUGAAGGCACUGGAUGUUGUGAUAGAGUCUUAUUUUGAUGGACAACUAUUCAGGAACAAAAUUUGGGUUGGGACUAUUGAAGGUCUGCCUGUUUAUUUUAUAGAGCCUCACCAUCCAGCCAAGUUCUUCUGGAGAGGAACAUAUUAUGGAGAGCAUGACGACUUCAAACGGUUUUCGUUUUUCAGUCGUGCUGCGCUUGAGUUGCUCUAUGAAGCUGGGAAAAGGCCUGACAUAAUCCAUUGUCAUGAUUGGCAGACAGCCUUUGUUGCACCACUUUAUUGGGACAUAUAUGCUGCAAAGGGUUUGAAUUCAGCUAGAAUUUGCUUUACCUGCCACAACUUUGAGCAUCAAGGAACAGCUCCUGCUUCAGAAUUGUCAUCAUGUGGUCUUGAUGUUCACCACAUGAACAGAUCUGAUAGGAUGCAGGAUAAUUCGGCACAUGAUAGAGUUAAUCCUGUCAAAGGUGCAAUUGUAUUCUCUAACAUUGUUACUACUGUAUCACCAACAUAUGCUCAAGAAGUUUGUACUGCAGAGGGUGGUCGUGGUCUCCAUGAAACAUUAAAAUCAUUUUCCAAGAAAUUUGUUGGAAUUCUUAAUGGUAUUGAUACCGAUGCAUGGAAUCCAUCCACAGAUAAGUACCUUAGUGCCCAAUACCAUGCUGAUGAUCUUCGGGGGAAAGCAGAGAACAAGAAUGCUAUAAGGAAGCAUCUUAAACUUUCAUGGUCAAACAGUUCUCAGCCGCUGGUUGGAUGCAUCACACGUCUCGUACCACAAAAAGGUGUGCAUCUUAUCAGACAUGCAAUUUAUCGUACAUUGGAGUUGGGAGGACAGUUUGUGCUUCUUGGCUCAAGUCCAGUACUACAUAUUCAACGGGAGUUUGAGGAUAUUGCGAUGCAUUUCAACAGCCACCCAGAUGUUCGGUUGCUCUUGAAAUAUGAUGAUGCCCUUUCACAUUUGAUUUAUGCGGCUUCUGACAUGUUUAUUAUUCCCUCCUUGUUUGAGCCUUGUGGUCUUACCCAGAUGAUUGCUAUGCGAUAUGGUUCUGUGCCAAUAGCAAGAAAAACUGGAGGACUGAAUGAUAGUGUUUUUGACGUAAAUGAUAAUACGGUACCUGAACAAUACCGUAAUGGAUUCACAUUUUUGCCACCUAAUGAACAGGGUCUAAGCAGUGUCAUGGGCCGUGCAUUUCGAUACUACUCUACAAACCCUGAAGGCUGGCAGCAGCUCAUUCAGAAGGACAUGACCUUGGACUUCAGUUGGGAUUCAUCAGCGUCACAGUACGAAGAGCUAUACGAAAGAUCCGUGAUCAGAGCUCGGACAGCAGCAGCACGAGUGUAAAUUCUCUCUCCAUCUUUCCACGCCAACUUGCCUGACGGGUUCCCGGCUGAAAUAAAUUUCAGGCUGCAAUUCAGCAUUCUGUUUUUUUUUACUCUCGCCGUCAUGUCUCGUAUGGUCUGCUAAGUCUAAUCUUUGUAGAAUUAGGUCAUCCCCUACCCGAAAUUGAUCAACUGGAAUGUGAGAGCGAUCAUCAUGUGGUCGUCGCAAUGCUGCUUACUCGAAAAGCAAUAUAGAUGUCUUCAGUGUUGAACCACAUUGAGUAAGUUUGUUUAGUCAUAUCUGUUUGUUGUAUAGUUAGCAAAGCUUUCAGUGUCACAAAACGUUUUUGUAUUUUAUUCAUUUCGAUCAGGAACCACAGAGCAAUACGAAUACCUUUCAUUUUAUUAUAAAAUUUAACAUCUUUUAACAUCA
Zingiber officinale is the source of this 3613-nucleotide messenger RNA. Its product is annotated as probable starch synthase 4, chloroplastic/amyloplastic. The record is from RefSeq and is a predicted model, not a curated record. NCBI's taxonomy places the organism in Eukaryota, Viridiplantae, Streptophyta, Magnoliopsida, Zingiberales, Zingiberaceae. The coding region runs from base 221 to 3202 and encodes 993 amino acids. Gene Ontology annotation, molecular function: alpha-1,4-glucan glucosyltransferase (UDP-glucose donor) activity. The transcript is spliced from 16 exons.